AUGCUUGAUCUCAAGCCAACUAUCUUGGGCCAGUCCUUCUUAUUCGUCUUGCUGUCUCUGUUUACCUGCGCUGUCACGUUCCUCCUGCAACGUCACUGGACUUCCAUUACUUCUGAAGGUUCGAACGAUCUUGAGGUUGCUGCACUGAUCGUAUUGGGCUGCUUUUUGUGUGGCUUGUGGUUCUUCGUCCUUCAUCGCGAGAAGAGGAAGUCAAGUCCUGCACCUGACUUGGAACCCACCGUUCCCAUUGUCUCUAGUGCCACCUGGAGUCAGGACCCCUUUGCGUUUCUUGUGAAGCACUCGGGUUCUGGGAACUAUGCGUUCAGGAAAAAUGGUGUCAUGCAUCUUGUUGUUCAGAGUCCUGAUCAGAUACGGGGGAUCUUUGAGCAUGUCGGGUCGGAGCUUGACCGCUUUCCCAACAACCAGAAGCGGUUUCUGCGUGGCGAACGCAGCCUUGAGUUCCUUUUUGGCGAGGAACACAAAACUCGAAAGCUCGCAGUUGUUCAUGCCAUGGACUUCAAUUCCUUCCGCCGGCACAUGUACACCCUUUCUACCUUGAGUGCUGCUUACGCGCGGCGGCUGGAUGGGUGUGACGCUGGCCAGUGUAAAUCGGUGUUGAAGAAGUUUGGACUGGCUGCGGUCUCUGUGAUAAUCCUGGGAAAGCAGCUGACUGCUGUUGAGCUGGAAGAGUACCUGAGGCUGUUCCACCAGCAUUUCACGGGGCUCAAGGCCACGAGAAAGUGGAAUAUUCCUGGAACUACGUAUUUCCAAGGCACACAAGCUAAGAAGGAGUUAGAGCGGCGUCUUCGGCUUCGAGUUCGCAAGUGCCGCCGGGCUAACAAUGACGACGACUCCGAGUCAGUAUUAUUCCGACUUGCGAAAAGUGAUCUGCCCGAAGAUGACAUUGUUGACAACCUGCUGAUGCUCUGGGCUGCGGGAUUUGAGCCCGUUCGCAUCACCUUGGCAUGGAUUUUGGCGUUUCUCGGAACCCACCCUGAGGUGAAGCAACUUGUUCAACAAGAGGUCGAGGCACUGGCAACUCGCUUUUGCGCGGACAAGUGGGACAGCAGUUCUUCUGAUGCCAUAUGGGAAGCUGUCCGUUCCAUGAAGUACACUGAGUGUGUCUUGUACGAAACUCUUCGGAUGCGCCCGCCUGCCACUCACGUUUCUUUUGGGAUUAAUCCUCGCCUGUCCUCCUAUCGCGUUGGUGAAGCUGUUGUGCCAGCCGGCUGGCGAAUCAUAUGUGGCUGGACUGGGACUUUUAAUGAUCCGCGCGUCUUUGAAGCUGCGGAGAGUUUUCGUCCCGAGCGAUUCGAGCACGAUCCUUCUCCACUGGGCUUCACUCCCUUUGGCGGAGGAAUCCGCCGGUGCCCAGGUCGCUUUUUUGUCAAGUAUGAAAUUUUACUCUUCCUCUUUGUCCUUUUCCAGCACCACAGGCCGCACAUCCAAGCCACCACCACGCCAACCAUGGAUAAACCCAACGUUUCGCCGCGAGAUUUGCUCAUCACUCUUGGUCCUUGA
Adineta ricciae is the source of this 1521-nucleotide messenger RNA. NCBI's taxonomy places the organism in Eukaryota, Metazoa, Rotifera, Eurotatoria, Adinetida, Adinetidae. The record is from the annotation of a GenBank genome assembly.